Phlebotomus papatasi is the source of this 2219-nucleotide messenger RNA. It is a transcript of the gene lft, whose product is annotated as protein limb expression 1 homolog. Gene Ontology annotation, cellular component: cytoplasm. The record is from RefSeq and is a predicted model, not a curated record. Gene Ontology annotation, biological process: autophagosome maturation. The coding region runs from base 45 to 1106 and encodes 353 amino acids. The transcript has 4 exons. Lineage: Eukaryota; Metazoa; Arthropoda; Insecta; Diptera; Psychodidae.
ACCCCUCGCAUCACCACACCGAAAACGUGUGGCCAAAGAGUGAAAUGCAGCAGACACAGGUGAAUGCAGCAGCAAUUAUGAAUCACAAGUCUCCUGGCGACAUUUCAACGGCGACAACGGCUAGUGCUGCCAACACAGAUCGGGCGGCCAACAACAAUAACAACACUAAAAAGACAAAUAGCAAUAUCACCAACAAUAAUACUGUGAAUCUCGAUGUGAAUGUGUCAAGUGUCGUAGUGAAGAGUACAUCGCCAACGGGAAAUGGGAAGACGAAUCAGGACGCACCUACGCCACCCGAUACUCGUGCCAAACAAGUGUUAAAAGAAGCCGUAGAUGCCGUUGUUAACAGUUUCGCCAAGCAUACGCAGGGCUACGGAAGGGUGAAUGUUGUGGAAGCUCUUCAGGAAUUCUGGCAGAUGAAACAGUCUCGCGGGGCUGAAUUGAAGAACGGUGCCCUGGUCAUCUACGAAUCCGUCCCAUCGAACAGUCAACCCUACAUCUGCUACGUCACCCUCCCAGGUGGAAGUUGCUUUGGGAGUUUUCAGAAUUGCCCAACGAAGGCCGAGGCGCGACGGAGUUCCGCCAAGAUUGCCCUUAUGAAUUCCGUUUUCAAUGAGCAUCCCUCGCGGCGAAUAAGUGACGACUUCAUCGAGAAGGCAGUCAACGAGGCGAGGGCAUCCUUUAAAGGUGGUGACGGUGAGGGAACUGAUGGACCCGAUACCGGAAUUGGAGCAUUUCGAUUUAUGCUAGAGGCGAACAAGGGUCGCACGAUGCUGGAGUUCCAGGAGCUGAUGACGGUGUUCCAGCUGCUGCACUGGAAUGGUUCGCUGAAAGCGAUGCGGGAGCGUCAGUGCUCGCGCCAGGAGGUCGUAGCUCAUUAUUCCAAUCGUGCCCUGGACGAUGACAUGCGCGCCCAGAUGGCUCUGGAUUGGAUUGCGCGAGAGCAGGAGAAUCCGGGUGUGCUGGGCCGGGAGUUGGCUGUGGCCGAGAGAGAGUUAGAGACUGCCCGCCUGGCCGGUCGGGAGCUGCGAUUUCCAAAGGAGAAGAAGGACAUUCUCAUGCUGGCGCACACACAACUCGGUGGCGGAAGUGUCAUCAGCAGUUGAACCCUCCAGUAAGUCCAAUCCAUUCCUCCCUCCGACCCACAGUUUGGUCUUUUGUCAGCUGCUCCUCCUUUAGUUAGUCUUUUGUAACAUAGAUAUCCAACGUUUUAUCUCUUAAGUUAUAUCAAUCGUUGAUUGUAAUCAUCAUAAGCUCAAGUUAUAUGUGAUCCAUAGAUUGACAGACUCACACAAAACACACCACAAAUCCCGACCAAUAUGCACAAAACAAUUCUUUUUUUUUUUUGAGCACUUGGGGACUCUUGGUUCUGUUAGGAAAUUACAAUUAACUCUUUUCUGACCUGUAAUAAUCCACUUAAAGCAUUUAAACUAUUAUUUUAAUGCUAAAGCAUUUUCAGUUUUAAAAGCGUUAACCAGUCAGAGAACAGGAUGGAUGCAAAAAAAAAUAAUCCAAUGGAUUACAACAAAAACAGUUUAAUUAUUUAAAAGACGUUUCAUGUUUGAAGUUUUGAAGUUUCCGACUUUAUACAAUUCUCAAAUUUAAACAGAAAAAUUGACUCUUAAAAACGCACAAAUGUCUUUAUAAAAAGUACAAAAGCUGCCUGAAAGCUUAAUAAAACUUUUAGACGAGUUUAAAGUUUAUACCAUUUAAUUGUCAAAAAGAAAUAGAGCGAAACUAUAUCGAAAUACUGAAUUUAAAAGCUUUAGGAAAAAUUUUCUUUAAGUUUUCUAAAAUUGAACAGAGAAAAGUGUUCCCAAAACCUUUAAUAAAGAACUUUAAGAAACCUUUUCUGAUGUUUCCUCGUCUAAACACUUGAGAAAAUAUUGAUUUUUCAGGUCUGUCAGGUCUGUCAAGACCCUAAAAGAAACGUAAGUCAGUGGAAUUAGUGUUACCAGAGCGGAUGUAAUGACGCGCUAUUUCCCAAUAGGAUCAUCUACACGACACUUUCCGAUCCCUUACGAGUUUUAACGAGCUCAUGCCUGCGUAUUAUUUGAUGUGAGCAAGAUUUUGACACCUCGAAAAGCUCUGGCUUUAACUCAUAAACUAAUCUUUCAAGAAAUCACUUAACUCUGAUUAUAUUCUUUAAAAGCAAAUAGAGUAGAGUAGGUCAGUUUCAGACAUGCAUGACUUUAGAAAAUAUAUAGAAAUGAAAUUAA